CGUCGUGGGGCGCCGGGAUCUGAUUAACUGUGACACUUGACAGUUAGGGAACCUGAGAACGCUCCCCCCACUCGCACACUCUCUCUCUAGAAACCUUCCCUUCCCCUCCCCUCGUCUCCCUUCGCUUCCACUCCAUUAAAGCCCUCCACCAACUCCAUCACAUCACAUCACGUCCCAUCUCAUCUCAUCUUCACCCAGAGAGGAAUCGAUUACAGAAGAGAGAGAGAGACACAGAGAGUGAUACUAUAAUUUGAGUUAGAGGGAGAAAAUGCGGGCGGCGGGAGAUUUGGAGAGAGGUGGAGGCGGAGGAGCUGCAGCGAAGAGCAGCAGAUCGUCGAACAACAAUUACUCCUCGUCGUCCUCGUUCGGGAUUGAUGACGGGGAGGAUCAGUGGACAUCGUGGCUGGUCCCUAUGGUUGUGGUGGCCAACAUCGCCGUGUUUGUGGUGGCGAUGUACAUCAACGACUGCCCCAAGCACCAUCCGGGCUGCGUCGCCAGGUUCCUUGGGAGGUUCUCCUUCGAGCCGCUCCGCGAGAAUCCCCUCUUCGGGCCCUCUUCUAGAACGUUGGGUAAGCUCGGGGCUCUAGAGUGGGCUAAAAUCGUGCACGGACAUCAGGGAUGGAGGCUUGUGACCUGUGUCUGGUUGCAUGCUGGCGUCAUUCAUCUCCUCGCAAACAUGCUCAGUCUGAUCUUUAUCGGAGUUCGCCUGGAACAGCAAUUCGGGUUUGUGCGCAUUGGAAUAACUUACCUCCUGGCAGGAUUUGGAGGGAGUGUACUUUCCUCUUUAUUUAUUCGCAAUAGUAUCUCCGUGGGUGCCUCCGGUGCCCUCUUUGGGCUUCUAGGAGCAAUGCUGUCUGAACUGCUCACUAACUGGGGCCUUUACACAAAUAAGGCUGCAGCGCUGCUGACACUUGUGGUUAUUGUUGCCAUCAAUGUUGCGAUUGGGAUUCUUCCACAUGUUGAUAAUUUCGCUCAUAUUGGUGGGUUUUUGACGGGUUUCCUUCUGGGGUUCAUUUUGUUUCCUCGUCCUCAACUGGAAUGGUUAGCGCGCCAGAAUCUUCCAGCAGAUGUUCCGGUCAAAUCCAAGUAUAAAGCCCACCAGUACGUGCUGUGGGUAGCUUCCUUGGUCCUGCUGGUUUCUGGAUUGACGGUUGCGCUGGUGAUGCUGUUCCGGGGAGAGAAUGGGAGCGAGCGGUGCCACUGGUGUCACUACCUGAAUUGUGUGUCGACCUCUAGAUGGAACUGUGAAGGGUACUGAUGAUCCGAACUGAUUUGACAUAUAAUCAACUUAGUUUUUUGUUAGGCAUGUUAUUGUUUUGUUCUGAUUUAUUUACUUACAGAAAAAGGCCUUUGUCUAUAUGUGUGUACUUUGAAUUUAUGGACAUGAUCUGUAUAUGCUGUGGCGAUAGUUUGUGCAGUUGAAAUCUUCUUCCUUCAUGUGCAAUAUUAAUAUUAUGCUUAUAUUUCUGUU
This is a messenger RNA of Punica granatum (pomegranate), 1471 nucleotides long. The record is from RefSeq and is a predicted model, not a curated record. NCBI's taxonomy places the organism in Eukaryota, Viridiplantae, Streptophyta, Magnoliopsida, Myrtales, Lythraceae.